GGAAGAGGAGGAAGAGGAAGAGGAAAGGCCGGGCGGCUUUGGCUUUAGGUUGUACGGUGUCGGCGGCUCUCCUCCGGGCGGACGAUGGACAGCCAGGGCAGGAAGGUGGUGGUGUGCGACAACGGCACUGGGUUUGUGAAGUGUGGCUAUGCAGGUUCUAACUUCCCAGAACACAUCUUCCCAGCUUUGGUUGGAAGACCUAUUAUCAGAUCAACCACCAAAGUGGGAAACAUUGAAAUCAAGGACCUUAUGGUUGGUGAUGAGGCAAGUGAAUUACGCUCCAUGUUAGAAGUUAACUACCCCAUGGAAAAUGGCAUAGUCCGAAACUGGGAUGACAUGAAACACUUGUGGGACUAUACAUUUGGGCCAGAGAAACUUAACAUAGACACCAGAAAUUGUAAAAUAUUGCUCACGGAACCGCCUAUGAACCCAACUAAAAACAGAGAAAAGAUUGUUGAGGUCAUGUUUGAAACUUACCAGUUUUCUGGUGUGUAUGUAGCUAUCCAGGCAGUUCUGACUUUGUACGCUCAAGGUUUGCUAACUGGUGUGGUGGUGGACUCUGGAGAUGGUGUGACUCACAUUUGCCCGGUGUAUGAAGGCUUUUCUCUGCCUCACCUCACCAGGAGACUUGAUAUUGCUGGAAGAGAUAUUACCAGAUACCUUAUCAAGUUGCUUCUGUUACGGGGAUAUGCCUUCAAUCAUUCUGCUGAUUUUGAGACUGUUCGAAUGAUUAAAGAAAAGCUGUGUUAUGUGGGCUAUAAUAUUGAACAGGAGCAGAAACUGGCUCUAGAAACUACAGUAUUAGUAGAGUCCUACACGCUCCCAGAUGGCCGCAUUAUCAAAGUCGGGGGCGAGCGAUUCGAAGCACCAGAAGCUUUGUUUCAGCCCCAUUUGAUCAAUGUAGAAGGAGUGGGUGUUGCUGAACUGCUUUUUAACACAAUUCAGGCCGCAGACAUUGAUACCAGAUCAGAAUUCUAUAAGCAUAUUGUGCUUUCUGGAGGAUCAACCAUGUACCCUGGGCUGCCUUCACGGCUGGAACGUGAACUUAAACAGCUUUACUUAGAACGAGUUUUAAAGGGAGAUGUGGAGAAGCUUUCUAAAUUUAAGAUCCGCAUUGAAGACCCACCUCGCCGAAAGCACAUGGUCUUCCUGGGUGGCGCGGUCCUGGCAGACAUCAUGAAGGACAAGGACAACUUCUGGAUGACCCGACAGGAGUACCAAGAAAAGGGCGUCCGCGUGCUGGAGAAGCUGGGGGUGACUGUUCGGUAAACCCGGACUCCUUCCGCCACAGCCCUGACUGCUUCCUUUUUUCCUUUAUUGCCAAUCUUUGAACACAUUCAACUCCGUGACACAGAAGAGGCCCCUCUGUGCCCUUUGACUGGCAAGGUCAAGCUUUUUUUCUGGGGUCUUGGGGAAGCAUUGUUAAAUAUUUGUUAUUGUGGGUAAAUCUGACUGUUUUAUUCAACCACUUGCCUGCAGACAAAAUGAGAGGGCAAAGGGUCCUGUCCUGGCAUUGUUUCUUCUUUAGAUCAUUCCUGUAGGCUUCCUGUGUUCACUUCACUGCUCCGGAGCUGCUAGUGUUAGUCUUUAGCGCACUAGGUGGUAUGCCUUUAUUAGCA
This is a messenger RNA of Elephantulus edwardii (Cape elephant shrew), 1619 nucleotides long. It is a transcript of the gene ACTR2, whose product is annotated as ARP2 actin-related protein 2 homolog (yeast). The record is from RefSeq and is a predicted model, not a curated record. Lineage: Eukaryota; Metazoa; Chordata; Mammalia; Macroscelidea; Macroscelididae. Bases 85 to 1269 code for a protein of 394 amino acids. The transcript is spliced from 9 exons. Gene Ontology annotation, cellular component: Arp2/3 protein complex; actin cortical patch. Gene Ontology annotation, molecular function: actin filament binding. Gene Ontology annotation, biological process: Arp2/3 complex-mediated actin nucleation.